Dendrobium catenatum is the source of this 1516-nucleotide messenger RNA. RefSeq names its product anthranilate O-methyltransferase 3. The record is from RefSeq and is a predicted model, not a curated record. The transcript is spliced from 4 exons. Gene Ontology annotation, molecular function: S-adenosylmethionine-dependent methyltransferase activity. Lineage: Eukaryota; Viridiplantae; Streptophyta; Magnoliopsida; Asparagales; Orchidaceae. Gene Ontology annotation, biological process: methylation. Bases 262 to 1383 code for a protein of 373 amino acids.
UAGCUCAAGCCUUGCUUAAAUCCGGCAUAAAUCCUGCAUCCAAACAGGCCCAAGUAUAUCCCUUCUAUUGUAAUUCGAAUAUAUCUGUAUAUAUAUAAUAUAUUAACCCCCUCUUGAUACAAAUUCUUACCAUUGCAAAUUAGCAAGAAGCAUAUAAGGUUCAGGCCACCAUUAGAGAACCAGUCAAAGCUGAAGUGAAGAAUAAAGAAGAGAAUCAUAACGAGAUUUCAAAGAGAUUCGGCAGUACAAUAAUAACCAUAAAUGGGGGAAAAACCUCUUUCCGCUAAGGUCGAACAAAUUGUGCAUAUGGUGGGAGGAACUGGAGAGACAAGCUAUGCUAAAAACUCCAUUGUUCAAGCAAAGGUAAUUUUGAAAGCAAAGCCAAUAGUAGAAGAAGCUAUAAGAGAAGUCUAUAGAACUCUUUUCCCCAUGAAAUUUGUAGCAGCUGACUUGGGUUGCUCGUCGGGCCCCAACACAUUUUUGGUGAUCUCUGAGAUCAUUAGCGUUAUCCAUGACCUUAGUCGACGGUUAGAUAUCAGCCAUGAAUCAGAAAUACAAAUAUUUUUGAAUGAUCUGCCUGGAAAUGAUUUCAACAAUAUCUUUCGUUCAUUGAUGGAUUAUAAGAAGCAAAUUAAGGAGGACAAGGGGGAGAACGUUGUGCCAUUUUAUGUCGCUGGAUCCCCAGGAUCAUUCUACACUCGGCUUUUUCCUUCUAAGAGCGUUCAUUUCUUUCACUCUUCUUAUAGUCAAAUGUGGCUUUCACAGGUGCCAAGAAUGGUUGAUGAUGAAAGCACUUUUGAUGAACUGAAGAAGGAAAAUUUGUACUCGGAACAAUUCAAAGAGGAUUUUUCAACCUUCCUUAAAUUAAGAUCCAAAGAACUAAUUUUUGGAGGAAGAAUGGUGCUAACAAUUGCAGGAAGAGUAAAUAAUUCAGAGUAUAAAGAUUCGUUCUAUAUGUUGGGGCUUUUAAGAUUGGCAUUAAAUGAUAUGAUUUCUGAGGGACUUGCAAGAAAAGCAGAUCGAAAUGCCAUCAAUUUUCCAUAUUACGCACCAACUAUAGAGGAAUUGAAAUCCAUUAUUGAUCAAAAAGAAGGGUUCUUUUAUCUUGACAAUGUCGAAACUUUCGAGUCAAGUUGGGAUCCUUUUGAAGACGAACUGAAUAAUUUACAGCCUGAUUAUAUUUUAAGAGGGAAAAUUGUGGUGAAGUACAUACAAGCAGCUGUAGAGCCUCUUCUUAAUGUUCAUUUUGACAAGGAAACUAUUGCUAAUCUAUUUUUUCGAUAUGCAAAAAUUAUUACGACUCACUUAACUGAGAAACCAAAGUGGGUGAAUUUUGUCCUUGUUUUGAAGCUAAGAGGAAGAAUGCAGCUUAAAGCAUGUUAGUUAUUAAUGAAGAAAAUUAGAGAUUAGUUAUCCUAAAAAAACAUCUGUAUGUUCUUUCAGGGCUGCAACAUUAUGUAAUCUUCUAAAGCUUUUUAAAUUAAUGCGAGUUUUAUUCUGUCAUCUUGUAAGAAAA